Messenger RNA from Zymoseptoria tritici IPO323, 1518 nucleotides. RefSeq lists its product as uncharacterized. The coding region runs from base 1 to 1518 and encodes 505 amino acids. Gene Ontology annotation, molecular function: FMN binding; phosphopantothenoylcysteine decarboxylase activity. Gene Ontology annotation, biological process: coenzyme A biosynthetic process. The transcript has a single exon. The record is from RefSeq and is a predicted model, not a curated record. NCBI's taxonomy places the organism in Eukaryota, Fungi, Ascomycota, Dothideomycetes, Mycosphaerellales, Mycosphaerellaceae. Gene Ontology annotation, cellular component: phosphopantothenoylcysteine decarboxylase complex.
AUGCCCAAUGCUACGCGUCGGUGCAGUGUGAGAGAUGUCGCCGAGAUUGAGCAAGAGGCUGCAGAACUGUGCGAGUGGGCGAAUCUGCUCGUGCUGGCUCCUAUUGACGCCAACAACCUCGCCAAAAUGCUGCAUGGACAAACGGAUAAUCUCUUGCUGGAACUGCUGCGUGGGUGGGAUGUGUCGAAGAAAAUCCUCCUCCUCCCUGGCAUGUCGUCUGCGAUGUGGGAGAAUCCCAUGACGAAGAAGCAGCUCACCAAGAUUCGUAGGAAGUGGAAUUGGGUACAAGUGCUGCAGCCGAUGCUGUGGAAUUUUGUCAAGGACGAAAAAAAGCUGGUAUCAUGGGAGGCUACAAGUGAACUGGUGGACGCCAUUCGCAAUCAGGUGGACUUGAUGAAUAUUGGAUCAGGGCUAGAGUUGUCACCCAGCAAGCGCUACGCCUUCUCUCACACUGGCAACGGUGCCACAAGUCGGCUUCCAGACGAACUCUGGACCAUGAUCUUCGACUACACUAACGACUGGGAGCUCGCACAAACCUUGCACAUCUUCACCAAUAUCCCACCACCCUCCGAGUGGGCUUCUCAUGUCACACCACAAGGUCCUUCGAACUACAUGGAAGCUCUUGAACUCACCAUCCUCCGCGGCCAGCUCUCCGACGUCAAACACUUCAUCGCUACGCACUCCGUCCCACGCUGGCUUUCCAAACUCUGCAUUCGCUUGAUCAUGCGUUUCGCCAUGACACCUCUCCUCGCUCACCUCGAAGCCGCGCACAAAGAUCUCUUCUGGGCCACCUUCGGCCACACUUUCCUCCCAGAUAAAGCCUCCUCCAUCUUCGGCGCGACGGAAAUCCUCGAGUUCUGGCGGACCUCGCCCUCUUUUCUCACAAAAGAGUACAACGUCGAAGCUCUCGAUGGCGCUUCCCGAGCGGGGUUUGUGCACGUCCUCGAAUGGUGGCAACACUCCGGCUUGCCACUGAAAUUUACGGAAGCCGCUCUCGAACAGGCUUCCUCGCAGGGCCACAUUGCGGUCCUAGAAUGGUGGAGAUCUCAAUCCACCUCGCACGAUGACUCCAAGUCCACCGUCGCCGACUCGUCCAAAGUUCGCCUGAAGCCCGGCAAGUCUAUCUGCUACGCCACUCAAAACGGCCACACGGAUGUCGUGCGCUGGUGGUUAUCCUCCGGCAUCGCCUUUCCACAUGAAGAAACCGUCGCCAAAUUGGCUUCUACCCACGGACACGUCGACAUCUUAUCAGCGUGGCACGAAGCGAAAGGCAGCAAGAUGAUCUUCGACAACCAGGUCUUAGUCGGCGCCACAAAAUCUGGCAACGUGAGUGUUCUCGAGUGGUGGCGACGAUCGGGACUGAAAGUGGAGUACAAGACUUGCGAUGUGGAGGAGGCAUUGGAGGACGGAGACGAGGGACUCAGGGGAAUGGAGGUGAGGAAGUGGUGGGCGCGGAAUGGGCUGAAUCUGGGCGUUGGGACGAGCGAGUGGAUGAAGACCAAGGUUUUGAACGGGUGA